Messenger RNA from Tripterygium wilfordii, 2301 nucleotides. RefSeq names its product two-component response regulator-like APRR2. The transcript is spliced from 12 exons. Lineage: Eukaryota; Viridiplantae; Streptophyta; Magnoliopsida; Celastrales; Celastraceae. Gene Ontology annotation, biological process: positive regulation of DNA-templated transcription; phosphorelay signal transduction system. Gene Ontology annotation, cellular component: nucleus. Gene Ontology annotation, molecular function: DNA-binding transcription factor activity; transcription cis-regulatory region binding. The record is from RefSeq and is a predicted model, not a curated record. The coding region runs from base 258 to 1922 and encodes 554 amino acids.
CCUGUACACAUUCAUAGCUACAGUGCUGGAAGUCACAGACUUGCCUUCAUAAAAGCCCACUUAACCAUCCCCUCCUCCCCCUCUUUCUGCGGCUUCUAUAUACAGCCAACGAAGAAGCUAAGAAGUGAACAGGAACACACAGAAAACAAAGGGGACAGCUUUUCUCUGUGUUCACCACAGAGAAUUGAAUUGAUGCUGUCAAUCAGUUGUGAUCUGAGGCACACAUCAGCAGCCUGAGAAAUGAUGCCAAACCAGCUAUGGUUUGCACUGCUAAUGAUUUAUCAGCAUGGGAGGAUUUCCCAAAAGGCCUCAGGGUCCUUCUCCUUGAUGAGGACAGCAGUUCUGCUGCCGAGAUAAAGUUGAAACUAGAAGCUAUGGACUAUAUUGUUUUUUCUUUUUGCAAUGAGAACGAAGCUCUGUCUGCAAUUUCAAGCAAAAAAGAAAGCUUCCAUGUCGCCAUUGUGGAGGCAAGUACAAGCAAUAGCAAUGGGAGUUUCAAGUUUCUAGAAGCUGCCAUGGACUUUCCAACCAUUAUGACGUCGAACACUCAUUGUCUGAGCACCAUGAUGAAGUGCAUGGCGCUUGGUGCAGUUGAAUUUCUUCUGAAACCUCUCUCCGAUGACAAACUGAAGAACAUCUGGCAGCAUGUAGUUCAUAAGGCAUUCAAUACAAAGGCGAGUGUCAUCUCAGAAUCACUGAAACCUGUUAAGCAGUCAGUGGUCUCCAUGCUGCAGCUUCAAUUGGAGAAUGGAGAAUCCAAUGAAGAGAGGGCAGAAAAGGCAGGCGUGUCUCUGGCAAAUGGAAAUGAGCUUGAGCAGUCAGCAGGUAGCGAUAAGUAUCCAGCUCCAUCAACCCCACAAUUAAAACAAGUAGAACGAUUUUUGGAGGAUGAGGAUUUUCAAGAUCACACUAAUAGCUUAACGAAAACUGAGAGUGGGGAGCAAGAACGGGAAACUAAAUCUGUCGAAACUACUGAUGUAAAUUCAAUGGUUGAGGAGACUCUAAUUGUUAGAGAACCGCAGAGUUUAGGAAAGAUUUCAACCAAAGAGGAGAUUGACUUGGCUGAUGGUGCCAACAACGAGGGUAAUCUCUGCCCACACCCUCAAAAUAAAGACAAUCUUGACAUUUCUAGUGGUGGGACUGAAAGCCCAGGUAAAGCUACCCAUAGUGUCCGCGGGAUUAAGGCUAACCGAAAGAAGAUGAAGGUAGACUGGACGCCUGAACUUCAUAGAAAGUUUGUCCAAGCAGUGGAGCAGCUAGGAGUAGAUCAAGCGAUACCUUCACGAAUUCUAGAGCUGAUGAAAGUGGCAGGCUUGACUAGACAUAAUGUAGCAAGUCAUCUCCAGAAAUAUCGAAUACAAAGGAGACACAUCUUGCCUAAGGAUGACAACCAGAGAUGGCUGCAUCAAAAAGACCAAAUGCAAAGAAAUUACUGUUCCUAUAAACCUAUCAUGGCUUUCCCAACAUAUCAUUCUAAUCCUGCUCCUCCGUCUGGUCCAGUUUAUCACAUGUGGGGAGCUCCUAAUACUCACCCAGCGCCUGUCCUGAUGUGGGGUGGCUAUCCCCCGUGGCCACAGACAGAUAGUUGGCAAUGGAAGCCUAAUCCUAGGAUGCAUGCUGAUGCUUGGGGUUGCCCUAUGAUGCCCCCACCUUAUACCUAUUGUCCUUCCUUGCCUCAGCAGAAUACGUCUGGAUUUUCCAAUGCUGGCGCCAUCAUUGGCUAUGGCAUGCCUGAAAAUUCUUUCGAACAUUACCCGGCAGAGGAAAUGGUUGACAAGGUUGUGAAAGACGCAAUAAGCAAGCCAUGGCUACCCCUGCCUUUAGGCCUGAAGCCUCCUUCCACUGAGUGUGUCCUGGCUGAGCUUUCCAGGCAAGGCAUCUCCACCAUCCCUCCCAACAUCAAUGGCUCUAAUUCUUGCUGAUCUGGCAAUCACAAUCUCCGGCCCCACCGACGCUGCCCCCUCCUGAUCCUAUAUCUUCCAAAGUAGGCAAUUUCCUCCAACCAGGCUCAUGACCUCUCAGCAACUUUUUUUUUUUUAAUUCCUUACAAGAACAUUGCCUCUGGGAUCCUUAAUUGGUUGUAAAUAGAUCACACUGAGUUCAGAUUAUUGAAUGUUGGUUUCUGGGAGUUUGAUCAUUCUUCUUGUCUUGAUUAAGGAGCUCCUAGUGGUGAUGGGGUUCGGAUAGUAUGGUGCUACAGAACAGAAGCUCUGUGAAUAAAGUUGGAAUUAGUUGUAGACUUGUAGUGGAUAAUGAACUGAUUUCUUUUGAUAAAUAUAUUUUAAUUAAGUUGGUACAGCA